This is a messenger RNA of Drosophila subobscura, 1396 nucleotides long. Its product is annotated as ras-like protein 1. Gene Ontology annotation, cellular component: plasma membrane. Lineage: Eukaryota; Metazoa; Arthropoda; Insecta; Diptera; Drosophilidae. Gene Ontology annotation, molecular function: GTP binding; calcium channel regulator activity; GTPase activity. Bases 104 to 1381 code for a protein of 425 amino acids. The transcript is spliced from 7 exons. The record is from RefSeq and is a predicted model, not a curated record.
GAUGUCCGCACUCAGCAGCCGCUUGGCGCCAAGGCAGCGGAGGAGGACAUCCAGCAUGCCGGCCGAGUGCCGCAGGGUGAGUAUGUAGCCACCACAUGCGGAGAUGCGCCAGGCGGUGAAACACGCAGAAGAUCAGGGCGUGGAGUACUACCGCCUGCGCAGUUUCAGCAUCACCUCGAAUGGGGUGUGCAAUUUGGGGGACUCCCUGCGAAGCCGCAGGUCACGCUCUAACAACUCAGUGACAUCGGGGAUUACCUCUUACAGCGGCAAUCGACACAACAACAGAAACACAUCGGGAAAUAUCAUCGAUGGGACAACAUCCGGAGAGCCGCCCACCUUCAAGAUUGCCAUGCUCGGCAGUCCUUCGGUGGGGAAGUCUGCCCUAUCGUUCCAAUUCACGACAUCGGACUAUAUUUGCGCCUACGACCUAAGCCUGGAAAUGGAAUAUGGACAGAAGACGGUUUCUGUAUUGCUGGAUGACGUGGAAUCGGACAUUGAAGUUGUGGAUCAUCCCGCCUGCGAGAUGUCCACGGAGGCUUUUUGCGCCACAUACAAUAUCGAUCUGUUUGUGGUCGUGUACUCGGUGUUGGAUGUCUACUCGUUCCGGAAUGCGGAGCGCGUGUUGCAUUAUUUGCGGGACAAUGACAUGCUGCUCAGCCGCGGCGCCAUUUUGGUGGGGAAUAAGGCGGACCUGGAACGUCAUCGCAGUGUGCCGCAAGAGAUCGGCCACAAAGUGGCCACGGAAAUUCCCUGCAAGUUCAUCGAGACAUCGGCGGCGCUGUGCCACAAUGUGAACGAGCUGCUGGUGGGCGUUGUGGCCCAGGCGAAACUCAAUCCGCAGCGCCUGAGCAUGCUCUCGCCGGGCGAGCUGGAGCGCGUGAAUAUGCAGAGCAGCAUCCAGAACCACAGACGCAUGCACCUGGAGCGCCAACUGUACCAGCGCCGCAGUGACUUCGCGCUGGGUCCUGACCCCGACGACGACUCCAAUCGUCCGCCCAUCAGUCUAAAGGAUAUUCUGAAUGUGGGCGAGAGUGAUCGGGAGGACACUCCCAACGAAAGCGAGGCCCAGCGGCGACACCGUUUCCUCACCCAGUUCGAGCUGCUGGCGGCCGACAUUCGGGCCAACAACCAGCCGGCGCGACCCUUAUCCAUCAGCCCAUUCAGCAAGCGACGCUCCAUCGCAGGCUGUGCCACCUCAGGCACGACCUGCACGGGACUGCAGCGCCUGGCCAUGGACGAUUCGCAACUGGGUGGCCAUCCGCACCGCAUCUCGUCGCGCUCGGACUUCAGGAAGCACCUGUUCCACUUCAAUUGCCAGGGCAGGGUCAAGAAGAUGACGGCCCGGACCAAGGUGUUUGUUUUUCGUCGCUGCUGCGACUGAAGGCGUCCAACUGGC